GAGCUCUAGCCACAGCGUAUAGGAAGUAACGGGCGCAGAGUGCACGCGGGCAAUUCGGCUAUGGUGUAGCAGCGUACAUGGAAGAAUAGCUGUGUGAACUCGCCGUUUUGGACAAAACCACAUUUUGGAUUAAUUGGUUGCUCUUGGAAAUGUUGAAGCCCGGAGACCCGAGCGGCUCUGCUUUUUUGAAAGUGGACCCAACUUACAUUCAGCACUGGCAACAGCUCUUCCCUCAAGCACAACUGAAGAACGGCGCCCUCGCGCAGCUCCAGCCACCGGAGCGUGUCACGAUCCCGGUGGAGAGCUUGCGACAGCGGCCGAACCUCAUCUCUGUAUCGUCCUCAUCGGGUCUCACUUCGUCCUCUACGUCCACACACUCCUCUUGUACGCCCUCAGCAGUGUCUUCGUUGGCAGGUUUAACGCAACUCUCUGUACCACAAAUCGCACUUUUUGGACAAACUUUGUGCACUGACCUGGUAACGUCAGAUAGCAGCACACAAUCCAAGGAACUCUGCUUUUCGUCGAACUUCAAGAAUGACAAAAGCUCAAAGUUCAAACUGACCUCGGAGGAGUUAGACUACUACCUCUACGGACAACAGAGGAUGGAAAUAAUUCCAUUGAACAAUCACACCAGCGACCAGACAAACCGCUGUGAUAUGUGUGCGGAUAACCGUAACGGAGAGUGCCCCAUGCAUGGACCCCUGCACUCGCUGCGGCGUUUGGUGGGCACCAGCAGCGCGUCCUCCGCGGUGCCCCCUCCAGACGUGCCUGAGUGGCUGCGGGACCUGCCGCGCGAAGUCUGCCUCUGCACCAGCACGGUGCCCGGCCUCGGCUACGGCAUCUGCGCAGCCCAGCGCAUCCCACAAGGCACCUGGAUCGGGCCCUUUCAGGGCGUCCCCCUCCUGCUGGAGAAGGUGCAGGCGGGAGCCGCGAGGAAUACACGACAUCUGUGGGAGAUCUAUGACCAGGAGGGGACACUACAGCACUUUAUUGAUGGCAAUGAGCCAAGCAAGUCCAGUUGGAUGCGUUAUAUUCGCUGUGCCAGGCACUGUGGGGAGCAGAAUAUGAUGGUGGUUCAGUACAGGUCAUGUAUUUUCUAUCAGGCCUGCAUGGACAUCCCUCGAGGGACAGAGCUGCUGGUCUGGUACAACGACAGCUACACCUCCUUCUUUGGCAUCCCUCUCCAGUGCAUCGCCCAGGAUGAAAACCUAAAUGUCCCCGCCACUGUCAUCGAGGCGAUGUCCCGGCAGGAGAGCCUCCAGCCCUUCAGUAAGGGUGGGAAGGGGGGAUCCUCUGGCGUCCUGCUGCGCUCCAUGGUCUUCCCCCACUCGCCCUGCCCACGAGGCUUCUCUCUGAUGGACAAGGGUGGUCCAGCUGACUCCGGCUACAACCAGAUGGGCUCCAAGAACCAGCGUGUGCUAGCGAGCCCCACCUCCACCAGCCAGCUGAGCUCAGAGUUCAGUGACUGGCAUCUCUGGAAGUGUGGCCAGUGUUUCAAGACCUUCACCCAACGCAUACUACUGCAGAUGCACGUGUGCCCACAGAACCCAGACAGACCAUACCAGUGUGGCCACUGCUCACAGUCCUUCUCCCAGCCGUCGGAGCUGCGGAACCACGUGGUCACACACUCAAGCGACCGGCCCUUCAAGUGUGGCUACUGUGGCCGAGCCUUCGCUGGAGCAACUACACUCAACAACCACAUCCGCACACACACUGGGGAGAAGCCAUUCAAGACAAGACAGAGCAUGAAGCAGUUUCUCAAAGCUCAGGUGCGAGCGCUGCGACCGGAGCUUCACACAGGCCACGCAGCUGAGCAGACACCAGCGGAUGCCCAACGAGUGCAAGCCCAUCAGUGAGAGCAGCGAAUCAAUCGAGGUGGAUUAGCUGAUUGACUGGCCGGAAUUAAACUGCAAGGAAAAUCAUGAUUAAAUGUCACGGACACUUAAGCAAAACCAAAGAUUUCCUCUGAGAAACUCUCAAUCAGCCCCACGGAAAACCAAAAGCAGUAAUAAAAUAAGUAAGAUGUUAAGAGAUAUUGAUCCUGGCACAAGAUAAGGAGACUGGACAUGGAUGGGGGGUUGGGGAGGCAGGAGGGGGAUUGGGAGGUGAUACUGGGAGAAACAAAAUGUGGGAAGAGCAGAAUAUUUAUUUAUGACUCUCAGCUCUGUGAAGAAGAGGUUGGACAGUAAAAAAUCCAAACAGUGCAAAAAGUGGUUUCUUUGCUUUUGAUCUUGGUGUCUUACACUCAGUGUUACAAAACCAAAGAGACUGUAGAGCAUUGGAUGCUUAAAAACUACACUGACAAUGCACAACCUUUGCCCAAUGGCAAAGGAGCAUGAAUUAAAAGGACACACUUUAAUUCCACCAAUAAAUGAAUGAGAAAUGCAUUCAGUGAGUAAAACAGGAAACAUGACACACACCACCUUUAUAAAAUGUACAUUCUAAAUUAUAGUAUAUUUCUCCCAUAUCAUGCUUUUGGCACUUUUAAAUCUGUUAUUUAUGUUUUCUGAUUGGCC
Alosa sapidissima (American shad) is the source of this 2516-nucleotide messenger RNA. RefSeq names its product PR domain containing 6 (gene prdm6). The record is from RefSeq and is a predicted model, not a curated record. The transcript is spliced from 9 exons. Bases 150 to 1856 code for a protein of 568 amino acids. NCBI's taxonomy places the organism in Eukaryota, Metazoa, Chordata, Actinopteri, Clupeiformes, Clupeidae. Gene Ontology annotation, molecular function: protein binding; histone methyltransferase activity. Gene Ontology annotation, cellular component: nucleus.